Messenger RNA from Lipotes vexillifer (Yangtze River dolphin), 4693 nucleotides. It is a transcript of the gene MTUS2, whose product is annotated as microtubule associated scaffold protein 2. NCBI's taxonomy places the organism in Eukaryota, Metazoa, Chordata, Mammalia, Artiodactyla, Lipotidae. Gene Ontology annotation, molecular function: microtubule binding. Bases 19 to 4134 code for a protein of 1371 amino acids. The record is from RefSeq and is a predicted model, not a curated record. The transcript is spliced from 14 exons. Gene Ontology annotation, cellular component: cytoplasm; nucleus.
CCCACUGAAGGCUGGAAAAUGAGUGUCCCAGUGGCUCCUAAGAAAUCAUGUUACACUGAGUUACGGGACAACAGAAAUGGAGUGAAAAACAACAAUGAGAGCGUCCUAAGUCUGGGAGACACCAAUGCCAACCCCGUCAUGUUGGAGGUCAGCUCCUCUCCUGAUGAGCCUGUGACGUGUGCCCUGACAGAUGAAAUUGGAAAUGCAAAUUCAAGCGGGCCAGAAAGUAGUACCCGUGUCCAGAAGGAGUUUCACCCCCUUCAGGGCUUUUCGAAGGCAUCUCAGGUUGGCCCUGCCAGCCUGAAGGAUUUUAAAUUUUCUCCGAUGGCUCAGAGAGAACGGAAUGAAGAGCCCAUGGUGGAAAGAGGCACAGAUCCCGUGCAGGCCCCUCGGGGUCUUCAGGGACAAUGUCAACCAAGUUGGAGGACUGUCACAGGUGAGGCCAGCCCAGAGGUUUCGGCUCAGAGGGAGGUUGACGUUCCCCGGCAUGUUCCCAAGGAUAAGUUGGCCAAGACCCUUGACAAUGCGGAAUUGAGGAGGCGUUCUCUGGAGAGAGCCGGCAGCUCUGCUGUAGCAGUGGACAUGCUUACCAAGGAGUGGGCUGGGGGCCUGGCCUGGCCGCUUCCACAGCCUGCAGUGCUGGGGUCCCCAGAAGCCCCCUGUCCGGUACCCAGUGGUGGGGAGGGGCCGCAGAAGAUGGGGGCAGCCCCUUCUCCAGGGCUGGCUUGUCUUCCAGCUGAUGGGACCUCAGGGGGAAAGAGCUCACGCCAUCCUAAACCAUCUACCUCAGUAAUCAAGGAGACCACCCCCUUAGAGACCCAGCCGGAUGGGGGACAGGUACCCAAAGUUAGCACCCAGAGCACAGAGCCUUCCGCCCACCCAGAGUGCACUCCCAGUUCCUCUCCAGCCUCGAAAGACAUCCUGAGGAAGCCAGAAGCACAGUCAGGUCAGGGAAAGCCCGAGCCCAAGAUGGAGCUGAAACUUGUCCAGCUCAGGGCCGUGCAGGAGUUCCAGUCCACCCAGGCGGAGGGGCUGGGAUGUCCUCAGGAGGAUGGCGUGUCAUCCCUAGGGAGAAAGGAGCCGCGUACAGAGGGAGCACAGCAAGAAGCCUUGGCUGCGGCACACAGCGGUCCCCACCCGCCGGGUAUGGGAAGAGGCAGGGGCGAGCAGGAAAAGAGGGGUGAAGAGGGGUCUCUCCAGACCACCCCCAAGCUGAGCCCCGCUUCCUUGGGAGCUGCUGAGCAUCAGCCCGUGGGCAGAAGUUCACCAAGUGCAGCUAGGAAACCGGGUGAAGCCCCAUCCAGCAGUGUUUCACCCAGGGAUGGUCACGUCGCUUUUGUUCCUGGUCAUCUGACUGACAGCAGGCCCUCAGGUGCCAGUGAGGAGAGAGGGGUUCUGGGCGGUGGGAACGGCGACGGCGCUACGGUUUUUAAUUCAGAUCGUUCUGUUGGAGAGAGCGGAACUGGGGUCCCUGAGCCCCCCGACCCUCCAAGCAGCAGCUCAGAAGCUGGGGAAAGCACAGAGAUCGCUACAUCUGUUGCUGAGACUAGGAACCGUCUAGAGACUGCAGUGAAGACUGAAAGCACCCCCCAAGCAAGGGCAGAUUCUCUUCCCGGAGUCCCAGCGCCCCUCCACCCAGAGACAACCGUGAAUGUGGCCUGCCAGCCCGUGCAACCCAGCAGCCGUUUUCUGGACUUGGGCGCCUUGAAUGGGGACGCGGGGGUCCCCCCGGCCGCCCCGCCUUCUGCCCACAGCUCCAGGUUGUCACACGCUUCCCUGAAAGUGCCUGACAAGAACCCCUGCCCUGGUGGGAUCCCCAAGCCUGGCCUCACCCGUCCCGAGGACACACCCACCUCACAGGAGGGAACAGAGGGCCCCCAGGUUGAAAAGACGGAAGAAAGGGCGGAUCCCCGGCCCCUCGUUAUGCCCAAGCCCAAGCACGUGAGGCCCAAGAUCAUCACCUACAUCCGGAGGAGCCCUCAGGCCCUCGGCCAGGUGGAUGCGUCUCUGGUUCCCGUGGGGCUACCUUAUGCCCCGCCCUCGUGUAACAUGCCUCUCCCCAAAGAGGAGAAGGCGGCAGGUGGAGACCUGAAGCCGGCCGCCGGUCUCUACGACAAGUUCAAGCCAGACCUGCAGAGACCCCGGGUGUUCAGCUCCGGACUGGUGGUGUCUGGGAUCAAGCCCCCGGGACACCCCUUCAGUCAGAUGAGUGAAAAGUUUUUACAGGAGGUUACAGAACGCCCUGGAAAAGAAGAAUUUUGUCCUCCUUCCUAUACUCACUACGAAGUUCCUCCAACUUUCUAUCGAUCGGCCAUGCUCCUUAAGCCCCAGUUGGGAUUGGGUGCAAUGUCACGUUUACCGUCUGCCAAGAGCAGGAUCCUGAUCGCGAGCCAGAGGUCUUCAGCGAGUGCCAUUCACCCACCAGGAACCAUAGCGGCAGCUGCCAGCCUCUACAGUUCCGACCCUGCAGCAGAUUUAAAGAAACCUUCCGGUUCAAAUGCUGCAAAAUCCAACCUACCCAAAUCUGGACUUCGUCCUCCUGGCUACUCGCGUCUCCCGGCAGCCAAGCUGGCGGCCUUUGGCUUCGUCCGGAGCUCCAGCGUGUCCUCGGUGUCCAGCACGCAGUCAGCGGACAGCGCUCAGCCUGAGCCCAGCCGGCUGGCCAACCGUUCAACCUUUGGGACUGAAGACCAGCCGGCUCUGAAGGCAGCUCUGCCUUCCAAGGACACACCCAAAGGGGCUGCCCGGGUGGCCCCUCCAGCAUCCUCCAGUGUGACAACACCUCGCAGGAGUUUGCUUCCGGCACCAAAAUCCACGACCACACCGGCGGGAACAAAGAAAGAAGUACAAAAAGAUCAAGACGCUAAUAAACCUGCAGUUUCGUCUCCUAAGAGAAUAUCGGCUUCAACCACCAAGCUUCAUUCGCCAGGAUACCCCAAGCAGAGGCCCACGGCCCCCCGCAACGGGGCCUCCCCCAAGCCGGACCCGCAGGCCCGAGAGGCUGAGCGGCAGCUGGUGCAGCGGCUGAAGGAGCGGUACGAACAGCAGGCGCGGCAGCUGGGCCUCGUGCAGGGGGAGCUGAGGAAGGCCGUCCGGGGCUUUGAGGCGCUCGCUGUGUCCACUCAGCUUUUCUUCAGGAAGAAUGAAAGUGCCCUUGUGAAAGAAAAAGAGCUGUCAAUCGAACUUGCAAACAUCAGGGAUGAAGUUGCCUUCCAUGCAGCAAAGUGCGAGAAGCUGCAGAAAGAGAAGGCGGAGCUGGAGCGGCGCUGUGAGGACGAGGUGCGCAGGCUGGGCUGGCGACAGCAGGCCGAGCUGCGCGACCUGGAGCGGCGGCUGCAGCUGCAGUUCGAGACCGAGGUGGCCCAGCUCCAGGAGGAGCACCACGCACAGCUGCUGCGGAUCGGGUGUCAGCACCAGCGGCAGGUGGAAGACAUCACCACCAGCCAUGAGGCUGCUCUCCUAGAGAUGGAAAACAGCCACACAGUUGCCAUCUCGCUCCUGCAGGAUGACCACGACCACAAGGUGCAAGAACUGAUAUCUACCCACGAGCUUGAAAAGAAAGAAUUGGAAGAAAAUUUUGAAAAGCUGCGGCUGUCAUUACAGGACCAGGUGGACACGCUGACCUUCCAGAGCCAGUCUCUGCGGGACCGAGCCAGACGCUUCGAGGAAGCUUUGAGGAAAAACACUGAGGAGCAGCUGGAGGUUGCAUUGGCUCCUUAUCAGCACUUGGAAGAAGACAUGAAGAGUCUGAAGCAGGUAUUAGAGAUGAAGAAUCAGCAAAUACACCAGCAGGAAAAGAAGAUUAUUGAGCUGGAAAAGCUGGCAGAAAAGAACAUUAUCCUGGAAGAAAAGAUCCAAGUUCUCCAACAGCAGAAUGAAGAUCUCAAAGCCAGGAUUGACCAGAACACCGUCGUCACGAGACAGCUGUCAGAGGAGAAUGCUAACCUCCAGGAAUACGUGGAGAAAGAAACGCAGGAGAAGAAAAGAUUGAGCCGAACCAACGAAGAGCUGCUUUGGAAGCUGCAAACAGGGGACCCAACCAGCCCGAUUAAACUGUCCCCCACGUCCCCCGUUUACCGAGGCUCCUCCUCCGGGCCCUCCUCUCCCGCCAGAGUCAGCAUGACGCCCAGAUGACGCCACCAUGCUGCGGGUCGAGCUGCGGCGCCUGGUCCACGAUGGUUUCCGCCUCAAGGGAGUGGUGACCGUGGACCAGCCCGACUGACCCUGCGCGCAUGCCCAGUAGCUGCAUAGCUGCAUCCUAGGCAGAGUCCUUUUCUGAUCCUCGUGUAAGACUGUCCUGGUACUGGCACUUAGGAAAGUGUAAAUGGUAGUGUCUGAUGUGCAAACGUUUGACCAUAGUUAGAGCCAAAAGAAAGAAACGCCAACUGUUCUUGAGCAAUGAGCAACUUUCACUGCAGAAUAUCAGGUCAGUUACAAAUAGCUCAGUUUUGAAUAUCCAUUGAAUAAUCAUUGUGUACUGCACCGAUAUGUGUGUAUAUUUAGAUAUACGUAUAUACACGUGCAGCGGUUCUGAAUUGCAUUUUUUAUAACAUGAAGUGCUGACGUAUUUUGGUGAAGGUCAGCAGUUUUCUAACUCGUGCCUAAGAAUUAUUGGGAAAUGAGAACGCAUUUCUAUCUACCUUCCCAGGAAUAUUUCUACCCAAAAUAGAAAAAGGAAAAAAAAAAAAAAAGA